CCUGCCACAACAGGCAUAGUAAGUAGGUUGGGUGGAUUGGGUGCAGAUGCAAAUGCUAGGGUUCGACUCGUAACUGGGGAAAAAGAGAGCCGUCUCGGGCGGACUUGAGGCGAAGGUAUUAGUUUUUUUCAGAGUCGUGAGGCUCUCUUGACUUUCUGCCUUCUCAUCGUUUCUUGGGACGAAGGAUAUUCGUGAAUUGGGUACGGCGACGCGAUGGCUUCUAACGGCGAGACGACCCCCCUUCUGAGGGACCAGGAAUACGAUGCGACGAAGCCCAAGUCGAAGAGUUCGUUCAUCGCGCCGACGACUCUGAUCCUGCUCGCUGGGUUUAUCAUCUCCCUCUCCUUCAGCUACACUCAGACACCCCUGCUUUACACUUUCUAUGUCAUGUCAUGUGAGGAGUACUAUAAGCAUCACCCACCAUACGAAGGAACUGGCGACCGCUGUGCGCGCAAUGAGAUCACGGCCAGCGCUUCUCAGCAGGUUGCUAUCAUGGGCUGUGCCACGGUCCUCUGUGGGAUUACCAAUUUAUUCGUCGCUGGUUGGGAGAUGAGGAAGUACGGCCCCAAAAAGGCACUGGCGAUUCAGACUUUCUUCCCCGCAAUUCGCGUCGCUAUACAAGCUUCAGCAUUGUUCAUCGGCGCGCGCACUGGAAUCAUCAUUAUGCAGCUCAGUCAGCUAACGGGAGUUUGGGGAGGUCCUGCCGGCUACAUCCUGAUUCUGAACACGAUAGUUGCUGAGAUCACCGAACCCGCCGGGCGAACUGCCAUGUUCGGAAGACUCCAGGGUACCCUAAUGAUGGGCGUCUCUCUAGGGCUUAUCGUGGGUGGUGUCUUGGCUGAGAAAUUUGGCAUUGCAACACCUUUUGAAGUUGCCGCUGUAUCCUUCCUGGUGUGCACUACAUUCGUCCUAUCAUUUGUGCCCUAUAUCGACCCCAAAACUCUCUCCUCUGACGAGAAUAAAGAUAAGGCAAAGGGACCGCUGGGUUUCUUAGCUCCUUUGAAAGUCUUAGGGGCUCAGAAUAUGAGAUUGAGAGAUGGACGUGCUAAGAAACAUUUCGGAAUCUCCUUCCUAGCACUGGGAAUCUUCACCGGGGUGCUUGCGACGGGGUUUGCACCGACAUUGAUACAGAUGUACUCGAUGGUCGCGUUUGAUUUCACGUCGACGAACAACAGCUUACUCAUGUCGGUGAACUGCUUGGUGCGAGGGAUAUUCCUUAUGUUUGUGUUCCCUCAGAUCAUCUCGUUUGGGCGGCGGAUGUUUACGAAAUCAGAAGCACCGUUGCCUGAUGUGGCAGAGGAAUCGCCUCUACCAACCCACGCUCGCGAUAUUGAUCCCUUGCCGGCUGUUGUAGCAGACCAGGAGGAGCCAGCAAAGCCGCCGACGCCUGUUGCAGUAACACAGGGAGCUGAGUUUGACCUGUUUUUCUUGAGAGGGAGCCUUUUCAUAGAUGGAAUAAUCACAGCGUCCUCUACCUUAGCUACACAAGGCUGGCACAUGUACCUCGUUGGUUCCUUGCUUCCACUUGCGUCGGGAUCAGCACCUGCGGCGAAAGGUGUGCUCACAGAAAUGGUGCCGCCAAACCGCAAGGCCGAUGCGCUACAGGCAAUGACUCUGGUAGAAUACUCGGCGACGCUCACGACGAUGGGAUUGUUUGGAUUCGUGUUCUCGUCGUUCGCCGACAUAGGGAAGCCAUAUCUGACCUUUUACUGCAAUGCCGCUGUUGCGUUUGUCGGGGUCAUAAUAUUAUUCUUUUCAAGAUUUCCGCCAUCCGGUAGUGAGAUGAUUGCGGAUCGUAAAGAAUCAGAAACAGAACCUCUAUUGCCAGAGGAAGAUGAACAACCGGUGAACGGAAGCUGAAAAUUAUUGUCGCCCACGCGAUAUUACAGUGUCACAGACGUGUGAUACGGAAAUGAAUGACUGUCUGGGCCCAAGGAUCGUGAGGUGAAUACCUGACCAAGAAGGUCCGGGAGAGAUGAAUAUUCAGCGCUUGAACUGAUUGUCAGAUCAGGCCGUUCAGCAUGCGUACUCAGAUCCAAGAUAGAUAUAGAAUUGAGAUUGUCUUGUACACGUGCCCAAGUCAUCGGUCCCGUCAGCUAUGC
Messenger RNA from Xylaria bambusicola, 2102 nucleotides. RefSeq lists its product as uncharacterized. The record is from RefSeq and is a predicted model, not a curated record. Lineage: Eukaryota; Fungi; Ascomycota; Sordariomycetes; Xylariales; Xylariaceae. The coding region runs from base 214 to 1860 and encodes 548 amino acids. Gene Ontology annotation, cellular component: membrane. The transcript is spliced from 4 exons. Gene Ontology annotation, biological process: transmembrane transport. Gene Ontology annotation, molecular function: transmembrane transporter activity.